Ricinus communis (castor bean) is the source of this 2671-nucleotide messenger RNA. Its product is annotated as LRR receptor kinase SERK2. Gene Ontology annotation, biological process: protein phosphorylation. The coding region runs from base 231 to 2312 and encodes 693 amino acids. Gene Ontology annotation, molecular function: ATP binding; protein kinase activity; protein binding. The record is from RefSeq and is a predicted model, not a curated record. The transcript is spliced from 4 exons. Lineage: Eukaryota; Viridiplantae; Streptophyta; Magnoliopsida; Malpighiales; Euphorbiaceae.
GGGGGGGGGGGGGGGGGGGGGAAGACAUAGAAGUAUAGAAUAAACUGAACUGUUCGUUAUAUGCUCCUUUUUUGUGCUUUGAGAACAAUCAAGAGUUUUGUGGAACAUAAAUAGAGAGUGAUCAAGGUCGAGAAACAAGGUUUCAAAAGACGAGUUGAGUCGAGAAGCAUUUUCUUGACUCUUUUCUGGUAUUUUGAUGAGAUGGGUUCUCAAUUAUAUGCUUCUUCUCAAUGGUUAAAGAGAAAAAGAGAUUGAAUCUUGGAGGCAAAAGCAUAAACAUGGGUUUGUUCUACUUUCACCCUUUCGUCACUCUAUUUUUCGCACUCGCAACUCUGCAACAUGUCUGUGGAAACACCGAGUUGAGAGCUUUAAUAGAGCUAAAGUCAGCUUUAGACCCAACCAACAAGUUCUUGCAAUCAUGGGCUGCUGACGGAGACCCUUGUAGUGGCUCAUUUGAGGGGGUUGCUUGCAAUGAGCAUCGGAAAGUUGCUAACAUUUCACUGCAGGGAAGAGGUCUUUCUGGCUCAAUAUCGCCUGCGGUAGCUAAGCUAAAAUGCUUGUCAGGACUUUACUUGCACUAUAAUUCACUGUCUGGAGAGAUACCGAAAGAACUAGCGAAUCUGACAGAGUUGUCUGAUGUUUAUCUCAAUGUAAAUAAUCUUUCUGGUAGUAUCCCUCCCGAGAUCGGUGGCAUGGCUAGUCUCCAAGUUUUGGAGCUAUGCUGUAACCAGCUAACAGGGAGUAUACCUAGAGAGAUGGAUUCCUUAAAGAGGCUAACUGUUGUUGCAUUGCAAUACAACAGACUAACUGAUCAGAUUCCAGCCGGCUUAGGGAACUUGGGGAUGUUAAGAAGGCUUGAUUUGGGAUUUAAUAACUUGUCUGGUCCAAUUCCUAUAACAUUAGCUAAUGCUCCUCAAUUGCAAGUGCUAGAUGUCCGUAACAAUUCUCUUUCUGGGAUGGUUCCUUCUGCUUUGCAGAAAUUAAAUGGGGGGUUUCAGUUUGAGAACAAUAAAGGUUUAUGUGGAGCUGGUUUUCCAGAACUUAGAGCUUGCACUGCAUUCGACAAUAUGAACAUCAACCAAGUUGAACCCUCGGGAUCCAUCACAAACACUACCACCUCGAAAAACAUUCCGGUUUCUGCAAUUCUCCAAGCACCUUGCGAUCAAACCAAGUGUUCGAAUUCAUCAAAAUUCCCACAAGUAGCCAUCAUUUCAGGGGUUACUACAGCCACCAUUAUAUUAAUAGGUGUUGCAUUUCUGAUAAUUUUCUUUUACCGCCGCCAAAAGCAGAAAAUUGGCAAUAUAUCCGAGUCUUCUGAAGGAAGGCUGAGCACUGACAAGGCUAAAGAGUUCCACAGGGCCGGUGCCUCUCCACUUGUGAGUCUUGAGUACUCUGAUGGCUGGGAUCCAUUUCGUGGUUGCCGAAAUGGAGUUGGAAUCUCAGAGCCCAGUCUAAAUAACUUUAGAUUUAACCUGGAGGAGGUCGAGUCUGCAACUCAGUGCUUCUCUGAGGUGAAUCUAUUAGGAAAGAGCAGCUUCUCAUCUGUUUACAAAGGAAUACUUAGAGGUGGUUCUCUUGUAGCAGUUCGGAGCAUUAAUAUAACAAGUUGCAAGUCUGAAGAAGAUGAGUUUGUGAAGGGUUUGAACUUACUGACAUCCCUCAGACAUGAUAACCUUGUUAGGCUCAGAGGCUUUUGCUGUUCCAAGGGUAGGGGUGAAUGCUUUCUUAUCUAUGAUUUUGCUCCUAUGGGAAACCUGUCAAGAUAUCUUGAUCUAGAAGAUGGAAGCAGUCAUAUUCUCGAGUGGUCCACAAGGGUUUCCAUCAUCAAUGGCAUUGCAAAAGGUAUCGAAUAUUUGCAUAGAAGAGAGGUAAAUAAACCUGCUAUAAUUCACCGACGAGUAUCUAUUGAGAAAGUUCUACUUGACCAGGAAUUCAAGCCAUUGAUGGCAGACUCUGGCCUUCAUAAGCUUCUAGCAGAUGACAUUGUCUUCUCAGGCCUAAAAACAAGUGCUGCUAUGGGAUACCUAGCUCCAGAAUAUGUAACCACAGGACAUUUUACUGAAAAGAGCGACAUAUAUGCAUUUGGGGUGAUCAUUCUCCAAAUCCUCUCUGGUCAACAUAUGCUUUCCAACUUAAUGCGUUUGGCAGCUGCAUCUAGCAGAUACGAGGAUUUCAUUGACACCAAUCUCAAAGGGAACUUUUCUGAAUCAGAAGCAGCUAUGCUAUCAAAAAUUGCACUUGAUUGUACACAAGAGCUUCCAGAGCAGAGGCCAACAAUGGAGGCAGUGAUUCAAGAGAUGAACAAGAAGUAAUCCUGGUUUCUGAUCGCCACCACUCGUUCUAGAACAUGGAGAAGUUGAUGAUGCAAACAAGGUGAGCAGACCUCACUAAACUGCAGAGACUACUAGCACAAAUCAUUCAUACUAAUCGUCAAACGUGCGCCUUUUAAGGACUGGAAACUUACAGGAAAUAUAAGAAGAUGCAUGGCUUUUGUAAAAUUAGAGUCGAUUGAUAGGGUGCUCGAGAAGGAGAAAAUCCUAUGAUUUUAUUUUAAAUAAGUUUUCCCUUGAGCUUUACGAGAAAAAUGACAACCCUUUCACAUAAUCUCUAGAAAAAAAAUCUUAUUAUAAUUUUCACUGUUCAUUUCUUCUAUAAAAAUAGUUUACUGCGA